CAUUGUCAUUGUCAGUCAGUUUUUAAUUGUUGAUGUUCUGUAUUUCUGUUCGAUUAUUUAUCAUAUUGGUUCAAACAUUUUUGCUUUAAAGUAUUAAUAAUAAAAAACAUUAUACCUAGUUAAAUUUCCUAUAUAAUAUAAUAUAAGUUUUAUAGUGCUGGUUAAAACAUAAUGAAACUUAUCUAACCUCAAAACCAAGUUUGAUUACAAACAAAGCCUAACAACAUAUUUAUCAUGGGUGUUACUGUAUUACAACAAUACCCAGUUCCUGAGAACAAGACUGGUACUUACGUAAUAGAGCUGCUCACUAAACGGAUACUUGCAUUAGGAGCAUCAGCACAAGGACAGUUCCUUGUGGACUGUGAAAGCUAUCUCUCACAUCCGCAGAUGGGUACAACGAAAACAGUUCACAUAUUUCACAAUUCAGAACAGCCUGCAUCCGUGUUCUCAAUACUGGAUACAGGUUCAAAGAACAUCCACGUUAUAGCGGAUGGCUUGUUCGACCUGUUAAUGAUGAAGCUAUCCCAACAUUAUACGUCCAAGAAACAAACUAAGAUUGAGAGUAAAGGACCAAGAUUUGAACUCGGUGACUUCUGCGUUAAGCUCGGUUCUGUGACUAUGAACCAGAGUUUUAAAGGGAUACUUGUUGAGGUGGAAUAUCGUCCAUGUGUCACACCUAACGCUGUUUGGGGUUUAUUACGCGAGUUUCUGCAAGGAUUCCUUGGUCCCUCAGUCAUGGUACAAGCGCCACAGCAUCUAGUGAGCAGAAUGAACGAAAUCUACACUCCAAUAGACACCAUAUACCAGUACUUGGAACAUUUCAGUGCUUACAGAAAGAUCACUGGAAUGAGAACUGCUUAGUAAUUUAUAGUUUAGUUUUAAG
Molecule: messenger RNA, 883 nt
Organism: Spodoptera exigua (beet armyworm)
Lineage: Eukaryota; Metazoa; Arthropoda; Insecta; Lepidoptera; Noctuidae
Source: the annotation of a GenBank genome assembly